UUAAGAAUUCAGAAAAGCGGGUAGCUACAAUAAUUGCAGAUCAAUAUGUCAUCGAACCUUAUGAAACAACAAGUUAACAAUGAGCAACAUUAAAAAUAGUUUCAGUUAUUUAAAGUUAAGGAGAAAAAAUAAAUCUACUUAUUGGAGAAUCGCCAUGGGCAUGGGAGGAGCGAUGGACAGUUGCGGGAGAUGCAUGAAGUUCUCAUUAAUAUGCAUCAAUAUUUUCACCUUCAUCGGUGGCGCAGUUGCGCUAGCUGUAGGCUUGUGGGUAUGGACUUCCCGGUCGUUCUCCAGCACGCUGAUGAGCAACAACAUGUUCAUAGCGUCAGUUGUUGUGGUGGUUGCCAUGGGAGCGGCUCUCAUGCUGCUCUCGCUGCUGGGCUGCUGCGGAGCCGCUAAGGAGGUCAAAUGUAUGCUGCUUACGUACUACAUCCUAGUCUUCAUAAUCUUCGUGGUCAUGCUGGUUGGCGGGAUCCUCCAGUUCGUCUUCCGAGAGAAGGUGAUGUCGACCCUAGACCGGGAGCUGUAUGCCGCCAUCCCUUACUAUGGGGUCCGCCACGAGUACACCAAGUCCUGGGAUGAUACGCAGACGUAUCUACAGUGCUGCGGAGUCAAGGGCUAUAAGGAUUGGAACGAUAAUGUGCCUGAGAGCUGCUGUAGAGAAGUCUAUCCUGGGAAGAGAAUGGAUUGCAAGGCGUCUCCGAACCCCACAACUAUGUACGUGGAGGGCUGUCUCACUAAGGUGACAGACUUCUUGCGGGAAGACGCCGUUUACGUCGGCAGCGCCGCACUCAUCAUUGCUUUGAUAAUGUUGCUGGCUCUAAUAUUAUCAUGCGGGUUGUUCGUGAAAAUCGAAUGAUGACAACAAAAUGGUGACAUCGGGAGUUGACUUGUAAAGUAAAUCGAGUAAUAAUUGUACGAUUAUGAAUGUGUACUGUGAUUUGUUUGUGUCGUGUGCCUUCAGACUUUUCUAUUUAUUUAUAAAAAAAUAUAAUAUUUUUUG
Molecule: messenger RNA, 1003 nt
Organism: Helicoverpa armigera (cotton bollworm)
Lineage: Eukaryota; Metazoa; Arthropoda; Insecta; Lepidoptera; Noctuidae
Product: tetraspanin-9
Exons: 6
Coding region: 80-859 (259 amino acids)
Cellular component (GO): plasma membrane
Source: RefSeq, a predicted model, not a curated record